This is a messenger RNA of Rhododendron vialii, 2459 nucleotides long. RefSeq names its product ubiquitin-like modifier-activating enzyme atg7. Gene Ontology annotation, cellular component: cytoplasm; phagophore assembly site. The coding region runs from base 189 to 2348 and encodes 719 amino acids. The transcript is spliced from 15 exons. The record is from RefSeq and is a predicted model, not a curated record. Lineage: Eukaryota; Viridiplantae; Streptophyta; Magnoliopsida; Ericales; Ericaceae. Gene Ontology annotation, biological process: autophagosome assembly; piecemeal microautophagy of the nucleus; protein modification by small protein conjugation. Gene Ontology annotation, molecular function: Atg8 activating enzyme activity; Atg12 activating enzyme activity.
UUGGUAGCGUAAGUACGAAUGUUACCCGCCGAACACAAACAAGGAUAUCCCCGAAGCAUAACCCUCUCUCUCUCUCGUUCUCUCGGGAACCCUCUGUUGAUCGAAUAUUUUCAAGGUUGCUGUUACAUAAGGAACUUUGACUGCAAAUCUCCUUGAGACAUAAAGAAGGGUGAACUACAACAGGAAUUAUGACAGAAAAAGAGAGUGGAUCUGUCCUUCAAUUUGCACCCUUCCAAAGUGCUGUUGAUGAGGGUUUCUGGCAUAGAUUAUCUUCACUAAAGCUGAACAAGUUCGGUAUUGAUGAAUCCCCCAUCCCGAUAACUGGUUUCUACACACCUUGCACAAAUUCUCGAGUAUCAAAUCAUUUAAGCCUUAUUGCUGAAUCCCUGCCACCUGAACAAAGUGAGCAGUCAUCUGUAACAACAAACGUAGGCAACAGGAACAGAUGUUCUGUCCCUGGCAUUCUAUACAAUACAAAUACGUUUGAGGGUUUCCAUGCCCUCAACAAACAGGGGUUGCUAAAGGCAGAAGCACAGAAGGUUUGGGAUGACAUUCAUUCUGGAAAAGCUGAGGAGGACUGUGCAGUACUUUCAAGGUUCCUUCUUAUAUCAUUUGCAGACCUUAAGAAGUGGAGCUUUCAUUACUGGUUUGCUUUCCCUGCUCUGGUGCUUGAUCCUCCUGUGACCUUGGUUGAUUUGAGGCCAGCUUCCCAGUGGUUGAGCCUAGAGGAGGCUGAGUCACUGUCAGCAGCUUGUAAUGAGUGGCGCAGCUCACGUGUAACGACAGAUGUGCCAUUUUUUCUGGUCUCUAUUGCUUCAAAUUCACGUACUACUAUUAAACAUCUGAAGGAAUGGACAUCAUACCAACAAGAUGGCAAUAAGUUCCUAUUUGGCUUUUACGACCCAUGUCAUCUUCUGACAAACCCCGGUUGGCCUCUUCGCAACUUCCUUGCGCUUAUUGGUUCAAGAUGGAACCUCGAGAAGGUUUGCUUCUUUUGCUAUCGUGAGAAUCGUGGAUUUGCUGAUCUCAGCUUGUCCCUCAUUGGUGAAGCCUUGCUAUCAGUUUCACAAGGCUUUCUUGAACACAAGAACAAUAUUUGUUCAGGGUGGAAAGAUACUCAACAUGUGCCUAAUGCAGUGGGAUGGGAGUUUAACAGAGGGAAGAAGGUGCCAAGAUGUAUUAGCCUUGCUCAAUCCAUGGACCCAAAAAGGUUAGCAAUAUCGGCAGCAGAUUUGAAUUUAAAACUUAUGAGGUGGCGUGCUUUACCCUCUUUGAACUUAAACAUCUUAUCUGCAACUAAGUGUCUUCUGUUAGGGGCAGGUACACUUGGAUGCCAGGUUGCUCGCAUGCUUAUGGCUUGGGGUUUUCGGAAAAUAACACUGCUCGACAGUGGCAAGGUGGCCAUGUCUAAUCCACUGAGGCAAUCUCUUUACACAUUGGAGGACUGCCUCAAUGGUGGCAAUUUUAAAGCAAUAGCAGCAGUUAAAAGUCUCAAAAGAAUCUUUCCGGCUGUGGAAGCUGAAGGUGUUGUGAUGGGAAUUCCAAUGCCUGGGCAUCCAGUGCCUAGCCAAGAAGAGGACAGUGUGCUUCAGGAUUGCAGACGGCUACAAGUUUUGAUUGAUUCUCACGAUGCUAUUUUCUUGUUGACUGAUACUAGGGAGAGUCGAUGGCUCCCUACUCUUCUCUGUGCAAAUUCUAACAAGAUCGCUAUCACUGCAGCUUUAGGGUUCGAUAGCUUCUUGGUUAUGCGUCAUGGCGCUGGUCCUAUUAGCACCAUUAAUGACUUUAAAGCUGAGGAUAUGAUAACUUUGGCUGCCGAAAUGGGAAAUUUCUCCCUGAUAGAUGGAGACAGAGAGCCAAGAUUGGGUUGUUACUUUUGCAAUGACGUGGUCGCCCCUGUUGAUUCAACUGCCAACCGUACUUUGGACCAGCAAUGCACAGUGACGCGUCCAGGGCUUGCACCUAUUGCUUCAGCACUUGCUGUCGAACUUUUAGUUGGCAUUUUGCAUCAUCCUCAUGGGAUAUGUGCCAAAGCUGAGUUUGCCAACUCCACGGAUAGUGGAAGCACUGAGCAACCUCUUGGUAUUUUACCGCAUCAAGUUCGCGGAUCGCUCUCACAGUUUUCUCAGAUGACACUUGUGGGCCACGCCUCGAAUAGUUGUACUGCCUGUUGCACCACUGUAGUAUCAGAAUAUCAGAAAAGAGGGAUGGAUUUCGUUCUUCAAGCCAUUAAUCAUCCUACCUAUCUGGAGGAUCUCACUGGACUAACGGAGCUGAUGAAGUCCGCGAGCUCUUUUCAGUUGGACUGGGAUAAUGAGAUGGAUGAUGAUGAUUGUAUUGAAAUCUAGGGUGUUUUUUUGUUAAAGAAGUCUUUAAUACUAUCUGCUGCAAUACGUUGCCAAUUGUACAGAAACCGAAUGCGAAAGCAACUUAAAUUCACCUAAUUCGCCAUUUCCACA